Molecule: messenger RNA, 1537 nt
Organism: Anopheles maculipalpis
Lineage: Eukaryota; Metazoa; Arthropoda; Insecta; Diptera; Culicidae
Gene: Polr3C
Product: DNA-directed RNA polymerase III subunit RPC3
Exons: 2
Coding region: 17-1537 (506 amino acids)
Biological process (GO): DNA-templated transcription
Cellular component (GO): RNA polymerase III complex
Molecular function (GO): single-stranded DNA binding
Source: RefSeq, a predicted model, not a curated record
AAUGUAAAUUCGAAAAAUGUCCAUCCAACAAGGAAAGCUAUGCUCGCGCAUCAUCGAACAACAUUUCGGAGAAGUUGUACGAACUGUGGUGGACGAUCUGUACGCGUCAAUUGCAAAACCUUUGUCGCAAAUUAUUCGUUCAACGGGAUUAACCAAAUCGGAGGUGUGCAAAUCGUUGGCCGUAUUGAUAAAAUUCAACUUGGUAGGAUUCGAGCUGAACAAAUCUCGCCGAAUGUACGAAUAUCGCUUACACCACGAUCACGUCGUGAUGAUCCUACGCUACCCACGCUACGUGCACCUGAUACAGACCAAGUUUGGUCACGAAUCGGCCGUGUUGAUGGAAGAAUUGCUUCGUUCCGGUACACAAACUGCAUCAUACAUCAUCGUAAAGUCGAUGUCGAACGUGGACGGUAAGGAUAACAAUACUCUCGCGUUGCUAAGAGAUAAAUUCGUCGACUUGGCCAAUGAACAUUACAUCAUUCGUGCACCGGAACCGUAUCCAAGCGAUGGCAAUGCUGAACUAAUGGAACUUUGUCACGAUAUUCCCAACCCGUUCGUGAUGCCGGAGCUGGACUUACGAAUUUUGAAAGAUCUGCACGACGGAAAGGCGCUCAAAGCACCGGACGAAAAUGUACACUGGUUGGUAAAUGUGGAACAGUUUCACAUUGACUUUCGCAACACGGUCAUGGUUACUGCGAUCGAAAGACUCAUUGAUGGCAAUGCAGGCGAGUGCAUGAAGUACUUGCUGCAGCUGAUGCGCGAACGCACCAACCCUUGGGAAGCAGUUUCAAACCCUAUUGCUCUCGUCGACUUAAGGCAGCGCUGCGAACGAAAGUCCCAGAAUGUGGAAAUGUUGCGGUACCUCGAUCAGUACAUCUCCGUGAUGGAAUCGAACGAGUAUCUCUCCAAGUUCGACACCAAGGGUGGUGGUCAGUUUACCGUGAAUGUGAAGAAAAUCUUCGAACAGCUGACGUGGGCCUGUAUUGAAAAUAUUAUCGUUGAAAAGUAUGGCUCAAAAGCGGCUCGGAUAUUCCGCGUGAUUCGUAUGAAAAAAUACGUCGAACAGGAAGACAUCCAGAAGGAGGCCAUGGUUCCGGCAAAGGAAGCGAAACAGUUAACAUACAAACUGCUUGAGGAGAACUUUCUGCAGAUCCAAACGUUCCGUAAACCGGGCGGCGGUAAUGCGGGCGCGCCGAAAUCUUUCUUUCUAUUUUACGUAAACCAACCCCAGAUCGUAUCGAUGCUGUUGGAGCUGAGCUACAAGGCGUUGUACAAUUCGAUCACACGCCUAACGCACGAUAAGACCGUUAACAAGCGUUUGAUUGAGAAGAGCCAACGGUUGGAAAGUAUAGUGGAGACGAUGAAAGAGCGAGGAGAAUCGGAUGCGUACAUUAACGAAAUUUUGGAAACACUCACACCACCGGAACAGGAAAUAUUGGCCAAGGUAAAGCUGCGCGUGAAGAGUCUCUACAGCGCGGAGAUAGGGAUAGAUGAAACCAUCUUUAUGCUGAAGCUGUAUCAGCAAUAUCAGAAAUAA